CAGAUCUGCGAGGCGGUAGGUCGUGUGAACUGCUCUCCUCUUUCGUACAACACACCAGGAACAACAACAACCCACCCCAAAGGAAAAAAAAGUUCUCUUUCUCUUCACUCACGUAUUUGGCUGUUUUCUUGUUGGGGUGUGCCGACCUUGAAGGGAAAGAAGGAAAACAUGAACACUGUCCGUGUUCCGAUGCUCAAAGGAAAAUCGUCGAAUCGUGUCAGCAGCAGCAACCGCCGUUCUCCGUUCCAGCAGCAGCACCAAGCCGCAAUCAAUUAAUUCUCAUCCGCGUAGCCUCUCUCAUCAUCCAGCCACUACAGCAGCAGCAGCCGCCGCCAACCAAAUUUAUUCGAGUAGGACGCCGACCCGGAUCCUCUCCUAAUUCCAUCUCCCCCCCAUAGCUCUCCCGCGCCUUGUUAACAGGAGAAUAAGACAAAAGAAAGAAAGAGAUUGAUUGUGCGCUGUUGAUUAGAUUCCCCCCCUUGAAAAAGUGUCGUCAGAGUCUCGCGUGCAACUCUAACGGUCGUCAUUGUCGUGCGGGCGGCUCCUAUCCGGUCCCUACACGAUAACCAUGUCCAGCAAAGGCUCGGCAUCACUUGUGAGGAACGACCACUUGACGGGACAACAACAACAACAACAAGAGGCCAGCAGCAGCGUGACGAUGCAGCAGCCCAACAAAGGCAAAGUGCGCCCGUCCAGCCGACAACAACUGGACGUGACGACGCUCAUCAAACGCAACAAGGAGCGACGAUGCAAAAACUACGUCACCUGGCCGCUCUUGCUGGCCGUCGCGGCGGCCUGCGUCGCCCUGGUGACUUGCCACUUGUGGUUCACGUGGCAUCUGCAGCGCAAGGUGGAGGCCUUGCAGUCGCGCGUCCAAUCGCUGGCCAGCACCCGAGACUUGGACGAGUUGCGUGCCCAGCUGCGCAAUCUCCACGACAAUCUUGUCGACGACGACGACGACGCUGGCGCCCAAUUCAAUAAAGACUCGAUGCUCGAGCAACACGUUUUCAACGGCGAAAACAAUCAGGAAACGGACCAACCUGGCGAAAUCGUCGACAUGAGCCUGGCCGCCGAUGGUGACAAGUCGGCCGCCCUCCUGUUGAGUGGCCUGGAUGAUCAAGACGACGAAGAAGAAGAAGAAGAGAAGAAAGACAUUCGCGUUUUCUCAUCCAUUCACACUCCGGCCGAGCGGAAUGAAAUGCUCGAAGUCGAUUGGCAGAGGCGGACGGCCAACAACAGCAGCAGCAGCAAACGAGUUUCGAAAAUGGACCGCCUGGACGGACAAGCCAAGACGAAUCGCAACAAGCGCCAAGCCGAUCUGAGUUCGCACACUCAGGACGGCGUCCCCAUUUUCGACCGCGGCUACGGCGCCACUCCGCCCAACCGCACAGAGGGAUUGCGCAUUUACCAAUCACUGCUGACCAACAGCGGGAGAAACGAGCCCGGGCAAAGCAGGUCGGCAGAGUCGGACGCAGCCGUCGUCCAGCAACAGCAGCAGCCGCACCACCGACAAAACAAUUUCUGGCGCAACCGGAAUAAAGAAAAGCCGCGCCAUCGUCACCAGAAAGCGACGACUCGAUCCCCCGCGAUGGUCGACGACGUCGAAUUGAGUUCCGUCGCAGCCGAGUUUGAGGCUAACGGCCAAGACUUGCGAUCGCCGUCCGAUACGACAUCUGCUCCUCCAGCAGCGGCCAAGAGCAGCGUGGCUCCCAGCAAUGUGGAAUUCCGGCACAGCAGGGUCAAAACGUCGUCGGAGAACACGGGGCCGUUAUCGGUCGAUCAAAAGAUUUGGUCCAGGAGCAACGGCAUUUUCUCCAUCGGCGCCGGACCCUACGCUGGCGGUUCGCUGCAGGAGGACCGCAUCAGCGCCGCAACGGCACCCGCCAUUCUGACCAAAACAGUCACCGCAUCCGUCGGGUCUUCUUCCAGCCAAGUCAGGCAACAACAACAACCCAACGUCUACAAGGUCAACCAGCCGGCCGUCAAUGCUCGUGGUGGCUCUUCACAGCAGUCGGACAAUGAGGACCAAAUUUCACGAGAUUCGCCAUCGUCUCCGUCCAGCAGCGGAAAAAAGAGAAUCAACAAGAAGCAGCUGCGUGAUCUCAGCCACACGGCCACCGCCGUUCACUUGGUGGCCGACACCCGCAACGCCACAUCGACCAGCUACGAAAAUCAAGUAGAAAUAGCCUCCAGGAAUGAACUUGGACUUCACACGUCAUGGAAAAUAGCUCCGAGCAACUGGGACUCCCCGCUCAAAACAACACCUCUAGUAAAAAUUGACGGCGCUAUACUUACUGUCAAACAGAGCGGACUGUACUUUAUCUACGCCCAGGUCCAUUAUCUAGACGAACAUUCCACAAACGCGUACGAAGUCUUCAUCAACACGGAGCCUUUCCUACGUUGCAUUACGUCAGCCUUUUCUGAAACGUCGUUCCCCAAAGCCAACACCUGCUACACGGCGGCCGCCACCCAAUUGAGAGAAGGCGACAAACUUUUCCUGAGAGACAUUGAACCACUUCGCUACUCGGUCCUGCAACCCAGCAAGACUUUCUUCGGGCUCAUUCGAAUGGCUCCUAUUGCUGAUUUUUCAUAAAAAAAGAGACAAGUAAGAAUAAGUAGAAAAACAAAAACACAAUUAUGAUAUUCCAGUGUUGUUUAAUUAUUGUCACCGCACUAUUACCGGGGGUUGAAUUUUUCAAAUUUUAAAACAAAUCAAUGGUAAUAAUCCACAUUUCAUUGUUAUUAUUAGCCUUCGCAUAGAAGAAGAAGUUGAAAAACAUUUUGUGGUGGGCCUUUAUACACGUCUUGGUCUUCCUGAUUAUAUAGAGAACAGAGUACUGCAGCUGCUUCAAUGCAUCUACCUUUUACAGUAAUCUUCACUAUUAUUUAAAUUUGAAGACUUUGGAAAUUUUUGGCAAUUCACACACAAUAUCUAAAAA
Daphnia pulicaria is the source of this 2939-nucleotide messenger RNA. RefSeq lists its product as uncharacterized. Lineage: Eukaryota; Metazoa; Arthropoda; Branchiopoda; Diplostraca; Daphniidae. Gene Ontology annotation, biological process: immune response. Gene Ontology annotation, molecular function: receptor ligand activity; tumor necrosis factor receptor binding. The transcript has 4 exons. The record is from RefSeq and is a predicted model, not a curated record. Gene Ontology annotation, cellular component: membrane. Bases 569 to 2593 code for a protein of 674 amino acids.